CCCUGAAUUAACCGAGAGGGUACCCCGAAAAGUACUGUGUGGCGGUGUGGUUUUCCUCUCGUGGUCUAGUGAUCGUGAGCUAUUAAUUCUUAAUGAUGGAAUUAUAGAAUUAAUAUUAUCACCUGGAACAAUAUAUUUCCGUCAGUAGUAAUGAAAGUUUAGGUGAUUAACUGAUAACCAGUGAAAUACAAAAGAAUUUUGAAUAACUUUUACUCAAUUUUUCGUAAAAUUAAGGGUUCGUUUUUUACCCAAAUGUAUUCAAUCUCGAUGCUAAUAAAGUUCAAGGGUCAACUUGUGGAAAUUUUGAUGUUAAACCGGUAUCUGAGUGGAGUGGACGUUACGAAUCUACUAUGAUAACCCUAUUUACGUGGUUUAAUCACUGAACAUAUUUUAAUGUCACCUAUGCGGAAAUCGGCUUUAACAUGGACAUCAAAAGCACACUCGAUUAUGAAUUCAUCAAUCUGGAUAAUCUCGAUGAUAAUGUCAAGCGUGAAAUUCGCACCAUCUUGAAGACCAAGAUUGCCUCGGAUGUUCUCAAAUUACCCUGGGACAAUGGCGAGAAAGAUUAUAACUCAAAUUCAGUUGUCCCGGAGAUGCAGCCGGAGGUUCUUAACCACUGGCAGCGUUAUGACGAAUCGAUUCCCAGUUACGACGUCUCAACGCCACCCUCGAUGCUGGCAUCCCCGAUGUCAACUCUGGCCUAUCCCACCCCGCCCCUGAUGCAGGUCCCUUUUCAAGACUGGCAGAUGACCACUGCCUAUCCAACAACGACGUCCGACCCCACGACCUACACCUACGUCUCGUCAGUCCACUAUCCCACACCAAUAUACAAUCCCGCCCCCAACGAGGUCCUCACAACCCAAUCCCCAAGCCGUGAGACUCGUCACUCAGGUCGAUCGCGUAAUCGCAAAAACGACAACUACAAUCGUUCAGUGACUAAUGACAUGCAGCAAUCCUACAUGAUACAACCUGGCCAAUUUAAUCCAAUACCAGCAAUGUGUCAUCCAGGGGUACAGUAUCUACCUUACGUAUCCACCCAACAGCAUCCAGCCGCUGGUCGGCCGAUAUUCAUGCCACCCCAGUACUCUCAAAUCCAUCACAACAGUCAUCAGUAUCAUCAGCAUCCUUCGAACUAUCAUCAGCCCUCACCAACGAUCAAACAUCAACGACAAAAUGCACAAAAUUACAAUCCAAUGUACAAUCAGGAAAAAAUGGCCAAUCAGGGACUGAAAAAUGAUAAAAAAAAUUCUGAUAAUCAACGUAACACUGCCAGCCAGCCAUUCCGUCAGCUGUUGAAUCAUAAAAAUAAUAAUAAUCAUAACAAUAAUGCUAAUAAUAAGGUAGAGAGAGAUAGUGGUGAAGUGGUAAAGGAGAUACCGAAGAGGGUUGAGGAUAUUCAGGAGAGUAUCAGUACUAGUAAUGGCAUUGUCAAUGGAGAAAAGUACGAAGGGGGAGAGGUGGGAAAUGAGGUGGCAGCUGAAGUGAUACUGGAGGUUGCGAAAGCUAGUGAGGAGUCCACCAAGAAAGAGGAAACAGUCGUCAAUGAUAUUGAGGAGGGGAUGGAAGAGAUCAAGACUAAUGGAGAACAGAAGGGGGAGGAAAAGGAUCUACCGGUUAUGGAAGAGGUGAAGGAGUUGGAGAGGGUUCCGGUGGCACCUGCAGCCAAGACCUUCGCGAGCAUUGUCAAGAGUACAGAGGGAAAAAAUCCUCCGGGAUUUGUCCAGAGUCCAGGAGUUAAACUUCCAUCAGCUGUUCGAGCUAAUGUUGAUUGUGUAAAUAAUGGGAUUGAAAAGGGUGAGGUGAAGGGGGAGGAGGUUAAAAGACAGAGUGAGGAGACAAUGGGGGCGGUUGCAGAAAGUACUUUCGGGGAGACGAAGGCACUUCCUGUUGAUCAUGUACAGACACCGUUGAAUCAUCCUCUUAUGUACAGAAUGGGGGAAUUUUUACUGCGUUACCAAAUGGAUAAGCAGACUGUAAGUUUACUGCCUCGUGGCUUGACGAAUCGCAGCAAUUAUUGCUAUAUAAAUAGUAUAUUACAAGCACUACUCGCCUGUCCGCCUUUUUACAAUCUCCUGAGAGCCCUUCCGCGCUCCAGGUAUCCGUUGAAAAACUCAUCGACUCCACUGAUUGACAACAUGGUAAAAUUUGUUAAUGAAUUCCUGCCCCUACCCGAGGGUGAACGCUUGCCGAGAAACAGCAGAGGUCAGAAGAAGAAUGACGACAGUCUCGACAUCAAAGGCGGUACUGCCUUCGAGCCGUCCUAUGUUUACACUAUGUUAAAGAAUACAUCAUCCCCUGGAGUUUUCUCCAUCGAGGGAAGACAGGAGGACGCCGAAGAGUUCCUUUCCUGUCUACUCAAUGGCAUCAGUGACGAAAUGCUCGAGUUGAUGAAGCAAGUAAGUGAGGAUUCCCAGAGCGUUAAACCAACCGAGGAGUUGAAUGCUAAUUACAAUAGUGGAGAUGAGGAGUGGAAAGUGAUGGGUCCAAAGAAUAAAGGUUCAAUAACCCGUUGUAUUGAGUUUGGACGCACCCCAUUAUCCGAUAUCUUCCGUGGUCAACUGAGAUCCAGAAUUCUACGUCAGGGUGAUCAAAGUACUGACAACGUACAACCAUUUUUUACUCUUCAAUUAGAUAUAGAGAAAGCAGAAUCAGUGAAAGCUGCCCUAGAAAUUUUGGUGGGUAGGGACCUAGUGGAAGGUAUGACCUGCAGCAAGACAAAGCAGCAGAUUCAGGCGUGGAAACAAGUUACUCUCGAAGAGCUUCCAGUUGUUCUUAUCCUCCAUUUAAAGUGGUUCGAUUAUAAACUCGAUGGCUGUUCGAAAAUAUUCAAAAAUGUUGCCUACGACAUUGAUCUCAAAAUCGAUGCCAAACUCUUGUCGCUGAAUACACAAAAAAAAUUGUCAGUGAAGCAGAAACAAUAUAAAUUGUUUGCUGUCACGUAUCACGAUGGCAAAGAGGCAACGAAGGGACACUACGUAACAGAUGCAUUUCACGUUGGUUUUGGUGCAUGGGUCCGUUACGACGACAGUUCAGUCAAAGGAAUAUCUGAGAAUGACGUAUUGAAUCCAUCCCCACCCCGCGUACCCUACUUACUUUAUUAUAGGAGGUGUGACACGAUCGGAAAUCAACCAAAUACUACUAGAACACGUUGAGCUUAGCCGAUAGUGAAGAAUGAAAAUAAUGAAGGAAAAUUGAAGAGAAUAUCGAAAGCACUGUAGGUAAACAAUAAGUUUGUUUUUUAUAAGAAAAAUAAAGAUAAAUAAAUUAUCAAUAAUUAUGGGAAAUGAAAGAAGAAAAAAAAAACAAUUCGAUAAAUUUCUAGAUUUUCAAGGUAAUAUAAAUAAACUCUCAUGUUUCAUACUCGAAAUGAAAGAUUGAUCGAAUUAAUUAUUGAAACUUCGAUUAUCAGAGGAAUUAAUGGAAUAGACGCAGAGGAUAAUGAAAUUUUUAAUAAUUAUUAAUAUCGUUAUAUUCUUUGAACCUCCGAGUCAUCAUAUUUUUGUUAAUUAGGCGUGUAAUAUCAAUUGUUACAAGUGCUAUGUGCCUCAUUUUUUAGUAUAUUGAAGAUUAAUAAUAAAGAUAGCAUUACUAUUUCUCAUGGAUAAUUAAUUUUUCUUCGAUCAAGUGAUUUAUUAAAAUAUUUUCAGCUCAAUAAAAACUGUUACGAAAAA
Molecule: messenger RNA, 3671 nt
Organism: Diachasmimorpha longicaudata
Lineage: Eukaryota; Metazoa; Arthropoda; Insecta; Hymenoptera; Braconidae
Gene: Usp10
Product: ubiquitin carboxyl-terminal hydrolase 10
Exons: 9
Coding region: 423-3152 (909 amino acids)
Biological process (GO): regulation of autophagy; DNA damage response, signal transduction by p53 class mediator; protein deubiquitination
Cellular component (GO): cytosol; nucleus
Molecular function (GO): cysteine-type deubiquitinase activity
Source: RefSeq, a predicted model, not a curated record